Henningerozyma blattae CBS 6284 is the source of this 1746-nucleotide messenger RNA. It is a transcript of the gene TDA3, whose product is annotated as Tda3p. NCBI's taxonomy places the organism in Eukaryota, Fungi, Ascomycota, Saccharomycetes, Saccharomycetales, Saccharomycetaceae. The transcript has a single exon. Gene Ontology annotation, molecular function: oxidoreductase activity. Gene Ontology annotation, cellular component: cytoplasm; late endosome. The coding region runs from base 1 to 1746 and encodes 581 amino acids. Gene Ontology annotation, biological process: retrograde transport, endosome to Golgi. The record is from RefSeq and is a predicted model, not a curated record.
AUGGAAUUCCAACUCAAGGACGAUCUUAAAUAUACCCAUACAUCAACAACCCAGCCUCGUAAAGAUGGCUCUAUACCUAAAAAUGCUGGCAAGAAAAAUAUCAUCAUUGUAGGUGGUGGUAUCAUUGGUGCGUGUACUGCGUACUAUUUAACCAGACAUCCAAAUUUUGACCCCUCGUUAUACCAUAUUACCAUUUUUGAAGCAACAUCUGUGGCUUGUGGUUCUUCUGGUAAGGCUGGAGGUUUAUUAGCAGCCUGGGCCUUUCCAGAACAGAUUGUGCCCUUAAGUUUUGAUUUACACCAAGAAUUGAGUGAUUUAUACGAUGGUGAAGAAAAUUGGGGGUAUAGACGAUUGAAUAUCAUUUCAUUGGAGUCUAAUAUGAGACGAUACAAGAAAUUCAAUAAGAAUUUGAUGAUGAAUGAUUCAUUUGAUAAUGAUUCUAUUGAUAAUGAGAAAGAGUUGGAAGAAUUGAGGAAAAUUAAUCAAAAGAGAAGAGAAGAGGAUAAGAAAAAGCCAUUCCCUUCCAAGAGAAAGGGCUAUUUCUUUAUCAAUGAUGAUGAAGAUGAAGAUGAAGAUGACGAAAAUGGAGAUUCACAAAGAAAUGAAGCUCAAAUAUAUGAAUCACAACAAAAUUUUGAAGAAUCUCAUACUCCGAAAUCCUCUCCAGGAGACAUGUUGAAUGAAGAAGUAGAGCAACAACAACAACAACAACAGCAACAAACUCAUACUCCACAAGAAGAAUUACCUCAACAGAUAGAUCAAUCUGAACAUUCAAGAACCCCUGAGAAUCCAUCGAUGAAUCCUUUACCUCCACAAUUGAAUUGGAUCAAGACUCAAGGUAUUAGUAAUUGGUCUGCUUUAGGUGAUACUGAUACUACAGCUCAAAUCCAUCCUUUUAAAUUUACUCAUUUCAUCUUACAAAAAGCUAUGGAAACAGGUGCAGUAGAUUUGAUUUCUGCCAAAGUAACAAGAAUUAUUAAAAAUAGUGAUAAUUCAGUCUCUGGUGUAGCUUAUGUUUUAACUGAAAAUGGCAAAAUCCUUAAUAAUAAUAAUACAAGUAAUAAUACUACAAAUAAUUCAAAUAUAACACCAAACAGCCAACCAAGUAAUGAAACAUCCCCCAAUACUAGUACUAAUGAACCUUCUUCCAUUGAUUUCAAAAAUGAACUAGAAAUGGUAGAUGCAGAAAAUGUAAUAUUAACAAUGGGUCCAUGGACAUCUAAAUUAUUACCAAAUUGUCCAAUUUAUGGGCUAAGAGCUCAUUCAAUUACUAUUCAACCAAGUGUAGAAGAAAUUUCACCAUUUGCCAUCUUUACAGAAUUAAAAAUUGAAGAUUCUAAAUAUUUUUCACCAGAAAUUUAUCCAAGAACAGAUGAAGUUUAUGUCUGUGGUGAAGGUGAUACAAUGGUAGAAUUACCUGAAUUGGCUAGUGAAAUAGUUAUUGAAAAGGAAAAAUGUGACGAAUUAUAUUAUUAUGUUUCUAAAUUGGCUCCUACAUUAUCAGAAGGUUAUAUUAAGACAAGACAGGCAUGUUAUUUACCUGUUUUAAACGUUUCUAAUAGUUCAGGACCAUUAAUUGGUGAGACUAAUUUGAAAAAUCUUUUUGUGGCAAGUGGACAUUCAUGCUGGGGUAUAAAUAAUGCCCCUGCAACUGGGAAAUUAUUAGCUGAAUUAUUAUUGGAAGGUGAAGCCUCAUCUGCUGAUAUUUCAGCUUUAAACCCAACAUUAUUUUUUACGGUAGAUUGA